UCAAAAUAGAAUAAUAAAAAGAGACAAAGACAGAUGAAAUGCUGCUAAUAAUACUCUGACUAUUCAAUUCAUUCAAUCAUUUCCCCACCUGUGUUCUUGUGUGCUUUCUGCCAACCCCAAGAACCCAAACUCCACAAAAUUCCAUUCUUUGAAAAAUAUUGCAUUUUUGCUUGAAGCUUUGAGUUAAAAAGUGAUCAUGGCCAGAUUCUCAGGGACAACACAGAAGUGCAAGGCAUGUGAGAAGACUGUGUAUGUCAUGGAUGAACUCACUGCUGAUAACAAAGUCUAUCACAAGUCUUGUUUUAGAUGUCAUCACUGCAAGGGCACCCUCAAGCUUUUUAAUUAUUCCUCUUUUGAGGGAGUGCUAUACUGCAAACCUCACUUUGAUCAAUUGUUUAAGAUGACAGGCAGCUUGGAUAAGAGUUUUGAAGGUGCUUCAAAAACAAGAGUUGAAAGAUCUGCAGAUCAGGGACAAAAUAACACUAGAAUCUCGCGUAUGUUUGGAGGAACCCAGGAAAAGUGUGUUGCUUGCAAGAAAACUGUCUACCCUAUUGAAAAGGUGGCGGUUGAUGGCACUGCAUACCAUAGGGCUUGUUUCAAGUGCAGCCACGGAGGCUGUUUUAUAAGUCCAUCAAAUUUUGUUGCUCAUGAGCAUCAAAUUUAUUGCAGGCAUCAUCACUCACAGCUCUUCAAGGCAAAGGGAAACUUCAGCCAACUGGUCAAACAGGAUCAAGUCAAAGAGAUGCUCGAACAGGAUCAAGUUAAAGAAGUGAUCAAACAGGAUCAAGUCAAAGAGGUGGUCAAACAGGAUCAAGUUAAAGAGGUGGAAAAACAGAAUCAAGUUAAAGAGGUGGAAAAACAUGAUCAAGUUAAAGAGGUAGAAAAACAUGAUCAAGUUACAGAUGUGGUCAAACAUGAUGGAGUUACAGAUGUGGUCAAACAUGAUGAAGUCAAAGAGGUGACUGAGAACACAACAACAAUAUGAUGGUACAUGCAUUAUACAAAGAUCUCAGUAUUUCACAUGAUGAAUUCAUGAAAGUGAAGAUCUAAGCCAGAGUCUUGUGCAAUUGUUAGCAUGUACAAGUAAAGAGGUUUUUCUUACAAUUACCAUUUUUCCGGUAUUCUAUUAUCAUAGAUGAUUUACAAUAUAGGAGAGCUCUUUUAAAUUUCAAACAUUGAGUGGUGAGUUUUGCAAUAUAUGCUGCGUGAUUUUUGAAUAACUAAAAGCUUCUUUUUCCUGUCAA
Molecule: messenger RNA, 1244 nt
Organism: Daucus carota subsp. sativus
Lineage: Eukaryota; Viridiplantae; Streptophyta; Magnoliopsida; Apiales; Apiaceae
Product: LIM domain-containing protein WLIM1
Exons: 5
Coding region: 197-985 (262 amino acids)
Biological process (GO): actin filament bundle assembly
Cellular component (GO): actin cytoskeleton; plasma membrane
Molecular function (GO): actin filament binding
Source: RefSeq, a predicted model, not a curated record